AUGGACAAGCUACAAGGUGUUGAAAACUACACCUUAUGGAAUCGAUCAAUCAAACUUGCUCUGUUAGGAAGAAACAAGUUAGGACUAGUGGAUGGAACUUGCUGGAAAGAAAUAUACAGUGAAGAACUAUGGGGCCAAUGGGAAAGGGUAAAUGCGAUUGUGCUGUCGUGGCUAAUGAACUCAGUCUCGAAGAGUUUGCUUAGUGGAAUUGCAUUUGCUUCAAGUGCUUCGAGUGUGUGGACUGACCUGCAAGAGAGGUUUGACAGAAUUGAUGGAUCAAGAACUUACAGCGUAUACAAAGAAAUAGCCACUUUACAACAAGGAACAACUUUUGUAUCAGCAUAUUAUACGAAGCUGAAAGCAUUGUGGGAUGAGUUUGAAGUGUUAGUGCCAUCACCUUGUUGCAACUGUGAAAAAUCCAGAGGAUUUGUAGCUCACAUGAAUAGACAAAAAUUGUAUCAAUUUCUAAUGGGACUAAAUGACUCAUACCAUCAAGCCAGGAGUCAAAUUCUCAUGAUAGAUCCUCUACCAACUAUCAAUCAAGCAUAUGCUAUGGUAGUAGGAAAUGAGAGCCAAAAGGUUGUUGUUACAGGCAUCAACAAUUUAGGACUACAUUCGUUCACUCCAGAUUCAGUUGCUAUGUACUCUAGAGUUGGAAGCAGUUCAGGUAGCAGUAAUAGAUUCAAGAAGAAUACACUCUUAAUCUUUGAUUUUUGUAAGUGUAGAGGCCAUACCAAAGAGUCCUGCUACAAGGUUGUUGGGUAUCCACUAGAUUUCAAGUCCAAAAGGAAGGUACAAAGUGCAAACAUUGCUUAUGCUGAUACUAUUGGCCUUACUAGUCAAUCUCAGCAGUCAGUUCAGUCUAAUUUCUCUUAUGGUUUGAACACAAAUGUGACUGAUGAAUCAGUGUGGGGCAGAAAUAUCAAAGCACAACAUACUGCAUACAAAAUACCAAUUGAAGGGUUUACUUCUAACAAGAUUGUAAGUCAAGUAGAGAAAGAUGUCAAGCAACUACUUCAGGGUUGUACAUUCACAAAAGAUCAGUAUGAACAAAUUCUCAAGAUGAUGAAUCAACAGUCAGGCUCAAGAGCCAAUGCACCUGACUGCAAUAAGGCAAACAAUGAAGGUAAAGCCUUAUUUGUAACUAAAAAUAGUGAUGUGUGGAUUGUAGAUACAGGUGCAACAAACCAUAUGAUUUCAAAGUUGGAGAUGCUACUAAAGGAGUCUGUGAUAAAGCUUGACACUCCUAAGGAUGUGUGUUUACCAAAUGGUGGUACCACUCAAGUAACUCAUCUUGGUUCUUGUAGUCUACCAUCUAGAAGUGUGAUAACUAAUGUGUUCCAUAUACCAGAGUUCAAGUAUAACUUAAUGUCUGUCAGCAAAAUAACCAAGAAAUUAGGUUGCUCAGUCUCCUUCUUCCCUGAUUUUUGUGUUUUUCAAGAGCUUUACACUAGGAAAGUGAAGGAAGUUGGUAGAGAAAAAGGAGACUUGCAAGGAGUCAGACAUGGAACUAUGACAUCAAAGACUUGGACAUGCAUCUUCAACUUAUGUGAUAGUAUGUUCAAGGCACUGUAUAUUAUACAUCAAAGAUCUUGUCCUUACACUCCUCAACAAAAUGGUGUGGCUGAGAGAAAACAUAUACAUCUGCUAGAAGUAACAAGAGCCCUCAGAUUUCAAGGUAAAAUACCUAUCAGAUUUUGGGGUCACUGUGUACUAGCUGCUGCUUAUCUCAUUAACAGACUUUCCAGUAGUGUGCUUGAGUUCCAUACUCUUUAUGAAAGACUUUAUGGUAGAAAACCAGUGUUAUCUCAUUUGAGGACAAUUGGCUGUCUAGCCCUAGCAAAGAACCUUAAUGAACAUGAUAAACUCAUGCCUAGAUCAAAGUCAGUUGUUCACAUGGGAUACUCUGAAGUGCAUAAAGGAUAUAUUCUGUUUGAUUUGAACAAUAAAUCCUUCUUUGUCAGCAGAGAUGUUAACUUUAGAGAAGACAUAUUUCCACUUGCUCAACAACAACCAUUUAUAGACAACCUGCAAGGACUAGGUGUGACAGAUCAACAACUACAUUCAAUGAUUCCAUUAAUAGUUCCAGGUAAUGUUCCAUCUGUGAUGACAGAAGGGGAUACAUGUGUGGAUCCUGGUGAUAGUGAGCAAGUCUGUGUGCAGCAACCUGAGCCACACACUGAUGCAAGUGGCUCUGAGUGCUUUAUUACUGCUACCUCAUCUGUGAUAGAACCUACCAGCUAUGCAAAAGCAGUCAAGGAUCCAAGAUGGGUUGAAGCUAUGCAGGCAGAGAUUCAGGCCUUAAAAAGCAACAAUACCUGA
This is a messenger RNA of Solanum dulcamara, 2322 nucleotides long. RefSeq lists its product as uncharacterized. The transcript has 5 exons. The coding region runs from base 1 to 2322 and encodes 773 amino acids. The record is from RefSeq and is a predicted model, not a curated record. NCBI's taxonomy places the organism in Eukaryota, Viridiplantae, Streptophyta, Magnoliopsida, Solanales, Solanaceae. Gene Ontology annotation, molecular function: nucleic acid binding.